UGCCCGAAGACUUUUCUCUGCGCUUGGCUGGGCGGGGAGCCCAGCCCUCCAGACGGCCUCUGGCGAGCGGAGCGGUUCUCGGGUCCCUCUGCUGUCCCCGAGCAGUUACAACUCCCCAGCAGGCGCAGAAUGGGGCCGGGAGCCGUAGGGACCCCGCUGCGGCGGCUGGUGCUGCUGUUCGUUCAAGGCAUUUUAAACUGCUGUACAGCCUACAACGUCGGUCUCCCGGGAGCGAAGAUAUUCUCCGGUCCUUCGAGCGAACAGUUCGGUUACACGGUGCAGCAGUUUAUCAACCCGACGGGCAGCUGGUUGCUGGUCGGGUCCCCUUGGGGCGGCUUCCCUGAGAACCGGAUGGGAGACGUGUACCGAUGUCCUGUCGGUCAGCCCGCUGCGACCUGUGAAAAGCUCAAUUUGCAAACUUCCAUAAGCAUCCCCAAUGUCACCGAGAUGAAAACCAACAUGAGCCUCGGCCUGACGCUCACCAGGAACGUGGGCACCGGAGGAUUUCUCACGUGCGGCCCCCUGUUUGCGCAGCAGUGCGGGAGCCAGUAUUACACAACAGGCGUGUGCUCCGACAUCAGCCCCGACUUCCAGCACUUGGCCAGCUUCUCCCCGGCCGUGCAGACCUGCACAUCCUACAUAGAUGUCGUGGUGGUGUGUGACGAGUCGAACAGCAUCUACCCCUGGGAGGCGGUGAAGAACUUCCUGGAAAAGUUCGUGCAGGGCCUGGACAUAGGUCCCACAAAGACGCAGGUGGCGCUAAUUCAGUAUGCCAACAAGCCAAGAGUCGUGUUUAACCUGAACACUUUUAAAUCCAAAGCCAAAAUGAUAGCAGCAACAUCGCAGACGUUCCAGAAUGGUGGGGACCUCACAAAUACCUUCAAAGCAAUUAAAUAUGCAAGGGACUUCGCUUACACGCCGGAGGCAGGGGGACGGCCAGGCGCGACCAGGGUCAUGGUGGUCGUGACCGACGGGGAGUCGCAUGACGGCUCCAUGUUGAAAGACGUCAUCGAGCAGUGUAACGAGUACAACAUCCUGAGGUUCGGCAUAGCAGUUCUAGGGUACCUAAACAGAAAUGCCCUUGAUACGAAAAACUUAAUAAAAGAAAUUAAAGCCAUUGCCAGCAUUCCAACUGAAAGAUACUUCUUCAAUGUGUCCGACGAGGCAGGCCUACUGGAGAAGGCCGCAACGAUAGGAGAGCACAUUUUCAGCAUCGAAGGCACUGUUCAAGGAGGAGAUAAGUUCCAGAUGGAAAUGUCACAAGUGGGAUUCAGCGCAGACUACGCUCCUGAAAACGAUGUUCUGAUGCUGGGUGCCGUCGGCGCCUACGACUGGAGCGGAACCGUGGUUCAGCAGAUGCCUCACAGGCGUCUGAUCUUCCCCAAGGAAGCCUUCGAGGAGAUUCUGCAGGAUAGAAACCACAGCUCCUACCUAGGUUACUCUGUGGCCGCCAUCUCUACUGGAAAGGGGGUCCGCUUUGUCGCGGGUGCUCCUCGGGCAAAUUACACCGGCCAGAUAGUGCUGUACCGUGUCAGCGAGAGCGGCAACGUCACCGUUGUUCAGGCUCACAGAGGCGACCAGAUCGGCUCCUACUUCGGCAGCGUGCUGUGUGCGGUCGACGUGGAUGGAGACGGCGUGACGGAUGUGCUCCUGGUGGGGGCGCCCACGUACAUGAACGACCUGAAGAAGGAGGAAGGGCGGGUCUACCUGUUUACCAUCACGAAGGGUGUUUUGAAUUGGCACCAGCUUCUGGAAGGCCCCGAGGGCGUUGAAAAUGCUCGGUUCGGCUCGGCCAUCGCGGCUCUCUCGGAUGUCAACAUGGACGGCCUUAACGAUGUGAUUGUCGGGGCGCCCCUGGAAAACCACAACUCCGGGGCCGUGUACAUCUACAAUGGCCACGAGGGCACCAUCCGCACGAAGUGCUCCCAGAAAAUCCUGGGAUCCGACAGAGCCUUCCGGAGCCCUCUGCAGUUCUUCGGCAGGUCCUUGGACGGCCACGGAGAUCUCAAUGGGGACUCCAUCACCGACGUGUCCGUGGGCGCCUUCGGGCGCGUGGUUCAGCUCUGGUCGCAGAGUAUCGCUGAUGUGUCUAUAGAUGCCUCAUUCACACCAGAGAAAAUCUCCUUGUCCAACAAGAACGCCGAGGUGCACCUGGGGCUCUGCUUCAGCGCCAAGUUCAGGCCCCCUGAGCAGGACAGCCAAGUGGUCAUUACGUAUAACGUCACAAUUGACGCAGACCUGUACUCGUCCAGAGUCACCUCCAGGGGCUUGUUCAAGGAAAACAAUGAGAGGACCCUGCAGAAGAACGUGGUCAUCCGUCAAGCACAGACUUGCUCCACCUUCAUCAUCAACAUACAGGAGCCCUCGGACAUCAUCAGCCCCUUGGACCUGUGCGUGAACAUCAGCCUGGCAGCCCCGGGCUCCAGCCCCGCCCUCGAAGCCUACUCCGAGACCGCCAAGGUCUUCAGCGUCCCUUUCUAUAAGGACUGCGGAGAGGACGGACUGUGCAUCUCCGACCUAGUGCUCACGGUCCAACAGGUGCCAGCUGCUCAAGGACAACCCUUCAUUGUCAGCAACCAAAACAGAAGGCUGACCUUCUCGGUGAUGCUGAAGAACGAGAAGGAGAGCGCCUACAACACCAGGCUGGCGGUGGACUUCUCAGAGAACUUGUUCUUUGCGUCCAUGUCCAUGCCGGGGGAUGGGACAGAAGUCACGUGCCAGGUUGCGUCCUCUCAGAAGUCUGUGGCCUGCGACGUAGGCUACCCUGCGUUGAAGCGGGACCAGCAGGUGACAUUUACUGUCAACUUUGACUUCAAUCUGCAAAACCUUCAGAAUCAGGCGGCCGUCAGUUUCGAAGCCUUAAGCGAAAGCGACGAGGCAAACGCGGCGGACAAUUCAGUCGGCUUCCAAAUCCCUCUGCUGUACGAUGCCGACAUUCACAUAACGAGGUCGACCAACAUAAAUUUUUAUGAAGUGUCGCCAGAUGGGAACGUCCCCUCCGUGGUGCGCAGGUUUGAAGAUAUCGGCCCCAGCUUCAACUUCUCCAUUAAGGUGGCCACGGGAAGCAUUCCGGUAAGCAUGGCGUCCGUCACCAUCCACAUCCCCCAGCUCACCCAAGCAAAGAACCCGCUGCUGUACCUGACGGGCAUCCACACCGAUCAGGUUGGCGACAUCAGCUGUGAUGCCAAAGUAAAUCCACUGAAAAUAGGACGGACAUCUUCUCCUGUGUCUUUCAAGAGUGAAAAUUUCCGGCACGUAAAAGAAUUGAACUGCAGGACCGCCUCCUGUCAGAACGUCACCUGCUGGCUGAGGGACCCGCAGGUCAAGGCCGAGUACUUCCUGAACGUGUCCACCAGGAUCUGGAACGGGACUUUCGCUGCAUCGGCUUUCCAGACCAUACAGCUGACGGCCUCUGCGGAAAUCGACACCUACAACCCUCAGGUGUACGUGAUCGAGGACAACGCUGUCACGAUUCCCGUUACGAUCAUGAAACCCCAUGAGAAAGCCGAAGUACCGACUGGAGUUAUAGUAGGAAGUGUAAUUGCUGGAAUCCUGUUGCUAUUAGCUCUGGUUGCAAUUUUAUGGAAGCUCGGCUUCUUCAAAAGAAAAUACGAAAAAAUGGCCAAAAACCCCGAUGAGGUUGACGAGACGACAGAACUCAACAGCUGAUCCCCCGUGAACCUGCCGUGGCCAGGCAGCCUCCCAGCCGGGUCUGCUGUUGGCGCGGAUUUAAAACAAAAUCCCAGUGUUUUGUAAAGCAGUAGGUGAACUGGCCUGACAUUUUAUUUUAAGAAAACUGCAGGUCAGUUUGGAAACAAGGAACUGGGGGUGCGGGUGGGGGUUAUUUUAUACGGAAAGUGAUCUUUAUCUGGCUGGUCCAGAGCUUACGUUCUAAUGUGUGUUGUAUCAGAAAGGUGAAAUGCUCUCAAACCCGACGUGUCUUAAAGAAAAAUGUAACCUUUCUUAGACUUUGGGGGGAAGAGGGGAAAAACUCAACUGUGUAAAAUGAUUGUUUUUAAGCAGCAACAAAAAAGGUCGAUUUGGUAUAGAGAGAUAAUUGCUCGGAUAUUGAUGUUUGGGGGGGGGGAACCCAACAGUCUUGAACCUGCGCUGCUUAAUCAAAGUUGUCGCAGAGUUUGUGGGAAAAUUUUGUUGACGAACUAGGUAAAAUUUGCUAUCUUCACACCCCCACCCCUCCCCCCUGGCUUUCCUGCUGUGAUGGACUUAGGAAAACCUGGAACAGCUGGAGCAAGCCUCCAGCAGGGGGCGUCUCCGGUUCAGUGGGCCCAGGGAGUUGAGAGGCCAAAGCACAGGAAGUUGUGGCAACAUUUAUGGUCCGUAGGAGAGCAGCCCGUACCAGGGGAAGCGGCAGGAGACUUCCUUCCUCCUUUUGGGUUCACACUGGCUGCCCUGGCUGGCUGGCUGGUAGGGACCUUCUGAAUUUUUCAAAGGGGUCACAUCUCUGGCAUGUCACCACCUUCCACACCGAACCCCAGGAGCCCCGUCUUCUAGCAGCUCCCCAGCCUGCCUCCUCUCCAGGGGUCCGCGGUGGCCCACCUUCCUCUACCUGUGUCCAAAUAGCCAUCUCCUUGGGCAGUGGCUCUGCAUCGGGGGUGAGGAGGAAGCACCGUCGGUUCGACUCACACACCCGGUGAACUUGGGGGAGCUCUUUUCAGUGAGUGCUAAACAAGCAGGAGCCACAGCUGCAGUGAAUUUCUAGCGGCUGGAAUGGCGGGCGGCAUGAAGAACGCCGGCUGGGCACUUUGCCAGGAGGUACAGAGACAGGUCGGCGCCCCUGAACUAGCCAGAGCGCCUCUGUGCUGUCCCCUUCUGGGGACCUGAACCUCCACAGUGGCGGCUGUCACUUGGGCACGUUUGCUCACAAGCUAGAUUCUCUGCCCCCAGGCCUGAGAUCUUUCUUACUUGGUUGGGUGGGGACGAGGCCCAGGAGCCCCUGGUUGGAGAAGCCCCCAUCGAUGCAGACAAGCGGACCUCCUCGAGGCCACCCCACUCCUCCUCUGCACCUUCUUUCCUGGUUCUGAGCGCACCUGUUCUUGUAGGGCGGGGCUGGGGAGGAGGGCGUGGGCAAAGCACUGGGGGAGGUGCCGGGGUUGGGGCCCAACAGGGACGCUCUUGGCUCUAGAAGUCCGGGGUCUCCCCCAAGGUCUGGCUUCCGAAAGAAGUCGGGGGGCGGCAGGUGCUUCCCUGUGUGCACCGGGCCCCGAUGCCCUCCUGGUCCGGUCCCCGCCACUCGCAGCUGUGUACGGUUUAAUCAUUUCUUUGUAUUUGCUGAAACACAGAAGAACAGCCACAAGAGGCCAGGGUUUGUAGCCCGCCCGCCAUGGUGCUCUCUAGGGAACCGGAGCCCAGUUUUCCUGACAGCAGUUUGGAUGAAACCUGUUUCACUGCAAUACAACUUUUAUUUACCAAAUGUGAGGGGAGAAACUGGUCAUUAAGCUGAUAAAAAUGUUUAAUAAACUGUGUAACUUCUGUAUGUAUAUACACGUGCUGGACAAAGACUCGGUGGCUUCGGCCUCGCCCCCUGGUGUAAGCACUGGGCCGAGGUCGGUCACGUGUGCCCAGUGGCCGGAGCUCGGGCCAGGCCCGCUGGGGGAGCUGUGCUUGUGGCACGGUUUCCACGAAGCAGCGUGACUCCCGUAAACGGAGUGAAGGAGCCGCUUGUCUGCACCAUCUCACACAAGGUCCCGCCUCUCGGGGGGAGGUGCUACUGAGGCGUGGGUGGAGCCGAGUAGCCCUUUCCCGUGGACUGCCCUGCAGGUCUCCGGACAUUCAGCGCCGUUUCAGGCCUCUCCCCACCACACGCUGGGACCACCAAGAACCGUCUCCAGGCGUGGUGUCCACCUCCCAGGAGGCAGAAUCACCCCGACCGUGACUCGCUGUGACCCGCUGCACCGGCGACGCACAGCCUAAGCGCACAGCCUCUGCCCAGAGCAACGGCCGAGGCUGCCGCUCUCUGCACAGGAGUGUUGCUCGGGCGCUUGGAGGCAGAAGUGACGCUUCAUCGGAGAAAUAUUUCAAUUGCUGAAAAAGAAGUUUGUGUUGCUAUUUAGCCACAUUGCCAUCUUGAAACUAAGCAGAGUGCGGGGCUUGAAAGACGCCCUUUUCGAGGGUGCGUUUGGUAAAUGGCCUUCAGGCCGGAUUUUCCCACCACCUCGAGCUCCUCCCUUUGAAAGCAGUUUGGGAAGGAUGCGGAGAGGCGACCCUCGUGUUGUCCAUUUCGGCAGGGAAACGAGAACUUCCGGCAGAGAUUUUCUUCCAGCUGGCACUGCUGUUUUUAUAAAAUAGUCAAAAUUACUUGUGAACUGUGAAGAGUGAAGAAAACGAAAACCAAAGUAUCCUAAUCACACAAGUGAUUAUACUAAACGUUAUUACAAGAGGUAUAAUUUUAUACUGUAUUUAUUCCGACACACAGCAAUAAAUUCGUGUAGGAAAAUCUCAUAAAUUAAGACGUUAUUCAACAGACACCAGGAUUCCUGGAAGGAAUCUCCUUGUCCGUCUGUGCUGUUUCCGUUUGCACACACAAGAUACUUGUACACACGACAGGUGAGGAUGAUGGCCUUCACGGACCCGCUGUAAUCGAUCUGAAACACUGACCUUCCAGAGGUAAAUGCAAACAUAGGGUGAAGUUUGAAACACAUAAAAAUGUAAACUACUUGGAAACUGAAAGAAUGAAAAUGUAGCCAUUAUGUAAAUAUAAAAAUAUGAUUUUAUAUGUGCCUGAUUCAUUUUGGAAAAGUCUAUAUAAAUGUAUAUAUUGCACAACUAUAUUAGAAUUGUAUAUUUUUAAAAGACACACUGUCUUGGGUACGUUCCUUCAGACAUAAUGUGUAAACCUGUGGUAAGAUGUAAUAAGUAUAUUGUUUUUGAUUGACUAGUUUUUGUUUUUUCUCCCCACCAAAAAUAUGAAAACGAAUGUAUGUGUGUUUGUACAUGAAGUUGUGGAGUUCACUUGAUUUCUGAGAAAUAAAAAUCGAACAGGA
Messenger RNA from Artibeus jamaicensis (Jamaican fruit-eating bat), 7001 nucleotides. It is a transcript of the gene ITGA2, whose product is annotated as integrin subunit alpha 2. Gene Ontology annotation, molecular function: integrin binding. The coding region runs from base 130 to 3669 and encodes 1179 amino acids. Gene Ontology annotation, biological process: integrin-mediated signaling pathway; cell-matrix adhesion; cell-cell adhesion. The transcript has 30 exons. Gene Ontology annotation, cellular component: external side of plasma membrane; integrin complex. The record is from RefSeq and is a predicted model, not a curated record. NCBI's taxonomy places the organism in Eukaryota, Metazoa, Chordata, Mammalia, Chiroptera, Phyllostomidae.